AUGAACUUAUUCAAACGGGCCAUGGACAAGCGCGGCAGGGAGCUCGUUCCUUCGACGCAGCGCACCGACAAGGAAGUAGAAACGAGACCUUCAGAAGAAAAUGACGAGGAUGAGAUGCUGCUGUACGCACACGGAGGCCUUCCUCGAUCACAACGAAAGAGUUGGGCGCAAAGGCUCUCCACUGCAGCACUGAUCAUUGGUUCCAUGGUUUGCUGUUUUGCCAGUGGCUUCCUCCUGCGUGACCUGAGUCAACCUCGCCUGUGGAACUUCGACCGCUACGAGACUCUCCCUUCCGAAAUCCAGAGCCUCCUGCUCCACAAUAGCGAUGCCCACACGUCCUUCCAGAAAGACACCAAGACACCGACCACCCGCGGCGAAGAGGCGUCGCCUCCACUGUGGCACCAGGCCCCCGGUGCCGAAUCCGACAAGUACUGGAACGACCACUUCAUGAUCAGCGACAUGUUCCUCAUCACGGCCGACGACAUGCGCCGCCUCGGCAAGGACCCCGACAAGCACGUGAGCAUACCAAACGACUGGGGCUACGGCGACAAGCGCUACCUGACGCGCUUCGACCACACGCACCAGCUGCACUGCCUCGACGCGCUGCGCAGGGUCGUGUUUGCGGAGCACAACGGCAUCAACACGUCCAGCCCGGCCGAGAUGAACCACUUCGAGCACUGCGUCUGGAGCAUCCUCGACUACCUCAGGUGCCACGUCACCUACGACACGUACAACUACGUCUGGAUGGAGGACUUUGCCCAGCCGGUGCCCGACCACACGAGCCGCAGGCAGUGCAGGCCCAUGAAGCCGCUGAUGGACUUUUAUGACAAUAACUCGGUGCACACGGAUGCCAGGAUUCGGUACCUGACUGCGCAGAAGGACAAGGGGGACUUUGUGCAUCCCAUCGCGGCGGAUCGGAAGGCAAACAACGACGAGGAUCUUGCGAAGACUGGUGAUCCGGAGGUCUACGGGAGCGAGGCGAGGGCAAAGGCGAGGAAAUUGAAGCUUGACAACGCGGUGGCCGAGUAUGAGGCCACUGGGACGAUUCCUCGGGUUGAAAAGGGUGCACCGGCCUGGCCGUAG
This is a messenger RNA of Diaporthe amygdali, 1083 nucleotides long. RefSeq lists its product as uncharacterized. The coding region runs from base 1 to 1083 and encodes 360 amino acids. Lineage: Eukaryota; Fungi; Ascomycota; Sordariomycetes; Diaporthales; Diaporthaceae. Gene Ontology annotation, biological process: mycotoxin biosynthetic process. The transcript has 2 exons. The record is from RefSeq and is a predicted model, not a curated record.